GGUGGGGGGGGGGAGAGAAAAGGGGAAAAAAAAACACGCCCUCUCUGUCUUCUGCCACGAAGGGAUGAAUUAAAGCGCCGCUCGGGCCUGGGCUGAGCUGAGCUGAGCAGCGCGGCCUGGUCGAGGGCAUCGAACCAGGCGCCUGGCGCUCGAGUCCCGGCGGAUGGUGGGAUCGCGGCCUCGGAACAAGUCGGCGGCGGCGUUUUUGUUUCAUGCCAUAAAGCCCACAUGGCGGUGUCGAGACUUGACCGUCUCUUUAUUUUACUGGACACCGGCACCACACCAGUAACUAGAAAAGCAGCAGCUCAACAGUUGGGUGAAGUAGUUAAGUUACAUCCUCAUGAAUUGCACAACCUGUUAUCCAAAGUGUUAACAUAUUUACGUAGUCCUAAUUGGGAUACGCGCAUUGCAGCUGGUCAAGCAGUAGAAGCUAUCGUGAAGAAUGUGCCAGAAUGGAACCCUACUCCAAAGCAAGAGCCUGGUUCAGAAACUCAAAUGGAAGAAGCGUCUUCAGAUCGUUUGAGCUUUACCCGGUUUGAUAUUUCACGUCUCUUGAAACAUGGAGCAUCUCUUCUUGGUUCUGCUGGUGUAGAGUUUGAGAUUCAACAUGAGAAAUCAGGAGAAGUUGACCCAAAGGAGAGAAUAGCGCAUCAGAGAAAACUGUUGCAGAAGAAGUUGGGUCUUGAUAUGGGAGCAGCUCUAGGAAUGAACACGGAGGAGCUCUUUAAUGAUGAAGAUCUCAUUUAUAAUCCUCCUCCAGCUCCACCAGUAAUAAAACAACCUGUAGGUAGAACCACAGGCUGUUUGACUUCAAGGAAUCAUGCACUUGUGCAAGCUGCUGACCUGAUUGAAGCUGAAUUUCAGCCAGGUAUGAGUAGUCGGCAGAAAAAUAAAGCAAAGAGAAUGGCUAAAUUGUUCGCUAAGCAACGAUCCAGAGAUACAGUGGAAGGAAAUGCAAACAAUGAAAAAUGCAAUGAUAAUAUUGAUGGGGAGCCUGAGGAAAAGCGUAGGAAACUUACAAAUGUUGUAAUUGAUCAGUCAGCAACUGAAUCAAAGGUGUUGGUGGAUAAUGUACCACACAACUCUUCAUUGUUUGAUGAGUCAAAUGAAUGGCCUUUGGAAAGCCUUUGUGAAGAACUUUGUAAUGACCUUUUCAACCCUUCAUGGGAGAUUCGUCAUGGUGCAGGAACAGGGUUGAGAGAGAUUCUGAAAGCUCAUGGGAAGAGUGGAGGUAAAAUGGGAGACAGCACUCUGGAAGAGAUUGAACAGCAGCAUCAGGAAUGGUUAGAAGACUUGGCGAUCCGUCUACUUUGUGUAUUUGCACUUGACAGAUUUGGAGAUUUUGUGUCUGAUGAGGUUGUUGCACCUGUGCGGGAGACUUGUGCUCAAACUCUUGGAGUUGUGUUAAAGUACAUGAAUGAGGUGAGAGUGCAUGGAACUGUUGAUGUGCUUCUAAAACUGCUGGAACAGGAACAGUGGGAAGUGAGACAUGGUGGACUUCUAGGAAUAAAAUAUGCUUUGGCAAUUCGUCAAGACCUAAUUGAGACAUUGUUACCAAAAGUACUUCCUGCUAUAAUCGAAGGCUUACAGGACUUGGAUGAUGAUGUUCGAGCAGUAGCAGCAGCUGCGCUCGUACCAGUUGUGGAAAGUCUAGUAGAUCUGAAAGCAUCUGAGGUACCAUUUAUUAUCAAUACGUUAUGGAAUGCCCUUUUGGACUUAGAUGAUCUUACAGCUUCUACGAAUAGCAUUAUGACUUUAUUGUCAUCCUUAUUGACAUAUCGGCAAGUUCAACAGCACAGUAUCCAGCAAUCGCUCACUGUUUUGGUUCCCCGUGUUUGGCCAUUUUUGCGUCAUACUAUUUCUUCUGUUCGUAAAGCAGCUUUGGAAACAUUAUUCACUCUUCUGUCUACACAAGAUGAGAGCUGUGUGACAUGGUUGACUCCAAUUUUGCAAGAUAUGCUACGACAUAUCUAUCAAUCCUGUAUUUUGGAAAGCAGUCAUGAAAUUUUGGAACUUAUUCAAAAGGUGUGGCUGGAGUUGCUGAAAAAGGCCCCUGUCCAGUAUGUGGUGGCCGCUGCUUGUCCUUGGAUGGGGGCUUGGCUUUGCUUAAUGAUGCAACCUUCUCUUAUGCCAAUUGAUUCAAACAUGCUGCUAGAGGUCAAAGCCAAAUCAAAGGAUAAAUCUUGCAGUAAACAGCGACAAUGGCAAGCUCCAACAAAAGAAGUAACACAGGAGUCUAUUGCUGGUUCAGAUACCAUCAAUGAGGACCAAGCAACCAGAGAUUAUGUUGUAACUCGAACACGUCUUAUGGCAGCCAAGUUACUUGGAGCCCUCUGCUGUUCUAUGUGUGAUUCUACUGUUAAUUCUACCAUCCAGGAAGUAAAACCAGCUGAAUCCCUAGCCCAGCUUUUGCUGUUCCAUUUAAAUUCAAAAUCUGCUUUGCAGAGAAUUGCUGUGGCGUUAGUUAUUUCUGAAUGGGCUGUAUUGCAAAAGGAUUGCAGCAUUGUGUCCAAUGCAGCACAGCCGCGAUUGAUGGCAAUUUUAUCAGAACAUCUUUAUUAUGAUGAGAUAGCCAUUCCAUUCACACGAAUGCAGAAUGAAUGCAAACAGCUGAUAACAUCAUUGGCUGAUGCAAACUGUGAUGUUGGAAACCGAGUGAAUAAUAAUGUGCUUACAAUAGACCAAGCAAAUGAAUUGGUCACAACUAUAUUCAAUGAAGUAACCUCAAAUUGUAGUUUGAUGCCCAACGUGCUGCAGCUGUUGGAUGGUAAACGACAGCAGGUCCAGAUGACUGUAGCAGAGACCAAUCAAGAAUGGCAAACUCUUCAUCUCAGGGUUCACAUGUUUGCUGCCUGUGCAGUUAUUAAUUUGCAGCAACUUCCAGAAAAACUGAAUCCAGUUAUAAAACCCUUAAUGGAAGCAGCAAAGAAAGAAGAAAACAUACUUGUCCAGAAUUAUGCAGCCUCUUCCAUUGCCAAGCUCUUACAGCAGUGCACAUCCAGAUGUCCUUGCCCUAAUCCCAAAAUAGUGAAAAACCUUUGUAACUCUGUGUGUGUGGACUCUACAGUCACUCCUUCAGCAAUCUCUCCAGUAGCCUUGCCCAACAGUCUGGAAAACUCUAAAGGACCAAAUUCCGAAAAAGAUGGAAUGCACCACACUGUAAAUAAGACUAGGGGAAUUAUUACACUUUACAGGCAUCAGCAAGCUGCCUUUGCUUUAACCAGCAGGCGAGGGCCAACUCCCAAAGCACUCAAAGGAUCAUCUGCAGAUAUGUCUCAGGGAAUUGCAGGGAUUAACUUGUGUGAACAUGAUGAGGCCCAGAAGCCGAACUUGAUUCAGAGGAGAGGAGCUGAAUAUGCACUUACUACCAUAGGAAAACAUUUUGGUGCUGAAAUGGCCACAUCAUUGCCAUAUCUCUGGGAUUCUAUGGUUGGACCAUUGAAGAAUCAUAUCGAUGUACAGAAUUUCAAUGGAAAUCUUGUCCUUGAGAAAGGAGAUGUUGCUGCUCAAGAUUUAGUAAAUUCAUUGCAGGUGUUAGAAAUUACUGCAGCAGCAAUGGCUUCUGAUAUCCAUGCCCAGCUGUUGGAACAUCUUCCUCAUCUUUGCACAUGUUUACGGCACCCGUACACUGCAGUCAGGCAUGUGGCGGCUAGAUGCGUGGGUGUCAUGAGCAAAAUGGCUACUAUGGAAACUGUGAGCAUUUUCCUGGAGAAAGUUCUUCCAUGGCUAGGAGCAAUUGAUGAUAAUGCAAAACAGGAAGGAGCGAUCGAAGCAUUGGCAUGUAUGAUGGAGCAGCUUGAUGUAGACAUUGUCCCAUACAUUGUCCUCUUGGUGGUGCCUGUGCUGGGCAGGAUGAGUGACCAAACGGACAGUGUCAGGUUCAUGGCUACCCAGUGCUUUGCAACCCUUAUCAGAUUAAUGCCACUUGAAGCUGGUAUUCCAGAUCCACCAAAUAUGUCAGAAGAAUUAAUCAGACAAAAAGCAAGAGAACGUCAUUUCUUGGAACAGUUGUUGGAUGGGAGGAAAUUGGAAAACUACAAAAUUCCUGUUCCUAUCCAAGCUGAACUCAGAAAAUACCAACAGGAUGGUGUAAAUUGGUUGGCAUUCCUUAACAAAUACAAGCUUCAUGGCAUUCUUUGUGAUGAUAUGGGUUUGGGAAAGACUUUACAAUCUAUAUGCAUUCUUGCAGGAGAUCAUUACCACAGGACUCAGGAUUAUGUAAAAAAUCAAGCAGAAAAUUGCUUUCCUCUCCCUUCUUUAGUUGUGUGUCCUCCAACACUGACAGGACAUUGGGUAGAUGAAGUUGGGAAAUUCUGCGCUAAAGAAUUUUUGAAUCCUUUGCACUAUACGGGGCCCCCUACUGAAAGGGCAAGGUUACAGCACCUUAUAAAAAAACACAAUCUUGUUGUAGCAUCAUAUGAUGUUGUACGGAAUGACAUUGACUUUUUCAAAAAUAUUAAAUGGAACUAUUGUAUUCUUGAUGAAGGCCACGUCAUCAAGAAUGGCAAGACAAAACUAUCGAAAGCAGUUAAGCAGCUAACUGCAAACUACAGGUUGAUUCUGUCUGGUACACCAAUACAGAAUAACGUCUUGGAACUAUGGUCAUUGUUUGACUUCCUGAUGCCAGGAUUCUUGGGUACUGAGCGACAAUUUGCAGCUCGUUAUGGAAAGCCCAUAUUAGCUAGCAGAGAUGCCAGGAGUUCUUCACGGGAGCAAGAGGCGGGUGUUCUUGCAAUGGAAGCAUUACAUCGACAGGUACUUCCAUUCCUGUUACGCAGAAUGAAGGAAGAUGUUCUUCAAGAUCUUCCACCCAAGAUAAUUCAAGAUUAUUACUGUGUUCUCAGUAGUUUACAGGUACAACUUUAUGAAGAUUUUGCCAAAUCUCGUGCUAAGUGCGAUGUUGACGAAACCAUAUCCACAGGUACAGUCACUGAGGAAAAUGAAAAACCCAAACUGAAGGCUACAGGGCAUGUAUUCCAGGCUUUACAGUACCUGAGAAAACUAUGCAAUCAUCCAGCACUCGUGCUAACAUCACAGCAUCCAGAAUUCCAACAUAUUUCAGAGCAACUUGCUGCUCAAGGUUCAUCUCUUCAUGAUAUUCAACAUGCUCCAAAGCUCUCUGCUUUAAAACAGCUACUGCUUGACUGUGGACUUGGCAAUAGUGGCACUUCAGAAAGUGGUACUGAGUCUGUUGUAGCACAACAUCGCAUUCUCAUAUUCUGUCAGCUGAAGAGUAUGUUGGAUAUUGUAGAACAUGAUUUGCUCAAACCGCAAAUGCCAAGCGUUACUUACUUAAGACUGGAUGGCAGUGUACCUGCAGGCCAGAGACAUUCCAUUGUGGCAAGGUUUAAUAAUGACCCGUCUAUAGAUGUCUUGCUGCUAACGACUCACGUUGGUGGCCUAGGUCUCAAUCUUACUGGGGCAGAUACAGUAGUGUUCGUGGAGCAUGACUGGAACCCAAUGCGUGAUCUGCAGGCAAUGGAUCGAGCACAUCGCAUUGGACAGAAACGUGUGGUUAAUGUUUACCGAUUAAUAACAAAAGGAACCUUGGAGGAAAAAAUCAUGGGAUUACAGAAAUUCAAGAUGAAUAUUGCAAAUACAGUGAUUAGCCAAGAGAAUGCAAGUCUUCAGAGCAUGGGGACAGAUCAGCUUCUGGAUCUUUUCACUCUUGAUAAGGAGAGCCACGAAGACCGGGGAUCUUGUUCCACUGAAAAGUCAUCUAUGAAGGCAAUGCUGGAAAAUCUUGGAGAACUUUGGGAUCAGCAACAAUAUGACACAGAAUAUGACUUGGAUACAUUUAUGCAUUCUCUGAAGUAAAAUGUGCUUACAAUAUGCAGAUAAGCCUUGUCAUUGUUCCAGGAUUGCCCUGCUGAUAUUCAGCAUUUUUCCUAGGCAUGUAGUGAACUGCUGAGAACAUUGAUGUGUAAAUACAGGGAUUGGAAAGGAAUAACCAAAAGCUGGUACUUUAAAAAUGGUGAAAGCGGUUCACAAAAAAGGUAGAGCAAGUAGUUACUCUGUCUUAGUUAUUUGCACUGUUUUACAGUUUUAAACCUUUAUUCAGAGCAGGUUUACUUGAAGCGUAAUUCUUUGUCUUAAGAAACAAAGAACUUUUGAAUUACAUUUUCUUAGAGUUUAAAAGAAAUUAUGCCCUUGUGACAUAUGUAUGUGAGACAGUAGCUUGCUGUGCACAUCAGUGCACAGUUUGAACUUAAUUAAAAACACAGGUCUCUUACACUUUCCACAGUGGAAACUGAGUGUUUUAUUUUGCUGCAUAUUAGAGUGGAAGCUUUCAAUUAUUUGCAAAUUUUAUUUUCUGUAACUAUUGUAGGAUUUAAACCCAAUCAACUUGUACUUGGGUUUUUUUUAAAAAAUCUUUUAAGUUGAGUAUUAUGGCAUUCCAUGGGUCAAAAAAAUAAAAUUCAGUUGAAAUACUUUAUUGCAUGAAUAUUUAAUGUUAGUUUGUUUUUAAAAAAAACAAUUGUGUAUAUAGGCAGCUGUAAUACUUAAUGUGCAAGAAUCUAAACUAUUAAAUUUAAGAAUGCUGA
Molecule: messenger RNA, 6545 nt
Organism: Callorhinchus milii (elephant shark)
Lineage: Eukaryota; Metazoa; Chordata; Chondrichthyes; Chimaeriformes; Callorhinchidae
Gene: btaf1
Product: BTAF1 RNA polymerase II, B-TFIID transcription factor-associated
Exons: 38
Coding region: 229-5817 (1862 amino acids)
Molecular function (GO): ATP hydrolysis activity; ATP-dependent chromatin remodeler activity; ATP binding
Source: RefSeq, a predicted model, not a curated record